AUCGUAUGUUUUCACUUUUCUCACUCCUCGAGCAUCUCCUUCGCUUCUUCAACCUCAAAUCCCUUCCUUUUUUGAGUUUCUUUACUCCAAUUCUCGAAAGAUCUUAGAAUUAAAUUCCCAAAAAGUCAUCUUUUUCAUUCUUGAUUCUGGAAAAAUCCAUACCCAGUUGCCAAGUUUCGCAAUUUCGUUUGUGUACGAUCCAUCGAUGUACUGAGUGAUUAUGAGCUGCAACCCAAAUACUCUAUUAAUGGAGGAACAGAGAGAAGAUAGUGAGUUUUGCAAUGAGCCCAUGGAGGAGGAAGCUACUAAGGGAUUAGGUUUAUCCUCUAAAAAUGAAACCCUAGGUGGUGAGGAUACACACACGGUACAUGUUUCGGAUUCAGGUGUUAGUGGGAUUGAUGCAGAUCCAGAUGUUGGUGUUUCAGCGACUCAAGAUGGCAAUACGGAUAAUUUGGUUUCUGAUGAAGAGGAACAAGUGAAAGCUGAUGAUGUUGAGGUUAGUGGCGAGGAACCUAGAGAUAACGUUGAUGAUGAUGUUGAGGUUAGUGGUAAGGAACCUAAAGAUAACGUUGAUGAUGAUGUUGAGGUUAGUGGUGAGGAACCUAAAGAUAACGUUGAUGAUGAUGUUGCACUUACGGCUAAGUCUGAAGUUAAGAGUAACCAUGGAGAAGGGAAAUAUGUUUCUGAUGAGGAGGCAAAUUGUGAAGUUGAGGAUAAUGGUGAUUCCGAGAAGAAGGCUGACCAAGAGAAGGAAUCAGCAAAGAAGAGUGAAGCUGCUGUAGUUCCAGAGGAGUCUAAUCAAUUUAGCGAAAGGGAAACAAAGGAAGUAACAUCAGGUACUGUUUUGGAAGUUAACUCUGCUUCUGAAAUAAAUGAUGAAGGAAAAUUAACCAGUGUUGAUCAAAAAGAAGAAAACGGAGAAGCCAUGGAGAUCGAUAAUGAGGCAGAGGAACAGGUGGAAGAUGAUGUUAAAGUAUGUGGUGCAUUGGAUAGUGCUUGCAAUGAAUCUGCGGGUGCAAGUGUGGUGCAAACUCAAGAUAUUUCAGAAGCUGAAGCUGACGUGAAUAAUUCCAAUGUAGUAGAUGAAAUGGAAAUUGACGAACGGAAAGAUAAUGCUGAUACGGCAAAUGAUCUUACUGAUUUAGCAAUCCCAAACAGUCCCUCUGAAAAUGCUGCUCCAGGUGAAGUUGAACCGUUGGAUCAUCAUGCUCUUUUUGAUCCAACUUCUGAUAUUACCAACUUUAUUGAUUUCAGUGGUGUAUCAUCUUGGUCAGGAAAUAUACAAGACCUCAAAACCGACACCAGGAAUAUAUCUUUGAAAGAGGAUAAGAAAGCUGCUGAUAUAGCAGAUGAAGUUGCCUCGGUGAGUAUUGAAAAUGGAUCUAGUGAAGCACGUGUUGCUUCUGGAGCACAAUCUCCAGCUGCUACUAUAGAUUGUUCAAAAGAGGCAUCUGAUGCAAUUUUGGGAUCUGAAGAAAAUCAAGAAAGUAAAGAUCAUGAAUGCUUAGAGAAGGAAACAGCAGACCAAAACGAUACAAUGAGAGAGGAAGAGGACAUUACUCAUGAAUCCCAAAGUAUCGACGAUCCAAACAAAAAGGAAGAUACAGAAAUUGAAGAAUAUCCCAAUAUUUCUGAUUAUGCUGCUGAUGAAGCUGGUUCUGAUAUUAAGUCCAAUGGCGUGAAACAAAAGGCUGAUGUCCUGAGUGAGGAUUCACCAGGAGAAGGUAGGAAGACUUUCUCAUUGGCAAAGGUGUCUUUUGCACAAAGGCCCUCCUUUAAGAUUGGUGCAUGCAUAGCAAGAGCUGCUAGUCAGAUGGCAGGAUCGUCUUCAGUUUUGAAGGGUAGUAACUUUGAUGGUGAAACUCUUUCUGUUGAGAGUUUUGUGUCCCAGCUUCACUAUGCAGCAACAGACCCUGAUAAAGAGAACAUUGUCUCUGAAAUUGCUGCUGGCUUUUUCUUAGAUUUCCGAAACUCCUCGGCUUUGCAGCAAGGUACCCCAGAACUGGUAAGCAAGAAAAGAGGUAGACCAUCUAAUUCUACAGGGACUGAAGCAUUCGAGUUUGAGGAAAUGGGCGACACAUACUGGACGGACAGAGUGAUCCACAAUGGUGGUGAAGAGCAAACAUCACCAACUGAAAAAGAAAAUUAUCAGGUUGUGCCAGUUGAGUUGAAACCUGCUCAGGUUCAAAGGACUCGUCGACCUUACAGAAGACGACAGACUCAGAUCAAUAUUCCUCUUUCAGUCUCAGACAAACCGGCAAACUUUGAUGAGAAUGCACCAGCUGAACUUGUAAUGAAGUUUUCUGAAGUGGAUACGAUACCUCCUGAAAAGAGCCUGAGUAAAAUGUUUAGGCAUUUUGGACCAAUAAAGGAGUCGCAAACUGAAGUUGACAAGGAAAAUAAACGGGCUAGAGUAGUUUAUAGGAAGGGUGCUGAUGCCGAAGUUGCUUACAACAGCGCAGGAAGGUUCAGUAUUUUUGGGACGAAAGCGGUGAAUUACGAGCUCAGCUAUACGAUAACAGAAACAUUCAAAGUUCAGCCUUAUGUUGUGUCUUUAGGUGAAGAGGAUGCAGUAAUAUGCCUUCCAUCAUAGUUCAGGUGAAAGAAUCGGCAUGCAUCAAGAGAAGUAAACGAUGACGUAGCUCAAUGGAUUGGAUGCUCUUGCUUGCUUCUUGUUGUUGUUGUUAUCCUUUAGGUAGAGAUUUAGGCUGUGUAAUAUGAGAAAUCAUGUAAGUUCCAGAAUUGUAUCUGUUAUCUUGGAGGUUAGAGAGACAGUUCCCUUUUUGUACAUUUAAUUUGCUGUUACUAAACCAAGUGUUGUUAGGACAUUGAUGGUAAUGGUUAUUAUGUGAAGUGAUCGGGAGAAGUCAGUUUGUUCAAUAUAUGGGCAACUUAUUUUAA
Messenger RNA from Capsella rubella, 2901 nucleotides. Its product is annotated as putative RNA exonuclease pqe-1. The record is from RefSeq and is a predicted model, not a curated record. The transcript has 2 exons. The coding region runs from base 221 to 2593 and encodes 790 amino acids. Lineage: Eukaryota; Viridiplantae; Streptophyta; Magnoliopsida; Brassicales; Brassicaceae.